CGGUGAUUGAUCAUAUGUAUAAUAUACAUAUACGCUGCACUCUGCAGAUGAUUAUAUGCACUCUGCACUUGCCGGUCUAUUUUCGCUGGUUAUUCUCUGCCUUAGAAAAAUGGCGGCCACGAGCAUGGAUUGGGAUUGCGGCGACUUUUUAGAAUUUCAGAACUCCUUGCAGAAAAUGAGACAAAUAGAUGACAAGAUUAUUUACAUGCUGAACACCACUAUUCCAACCGAGUCGUUUAAGGGUCAAGUUGAUCCAACAACAAAGUGCAAAGAUUUGUUCAAGCAAAUUCAGUCUGGUCAUGCACAGCGUGAGAUUGCAAUCAAAAAGUGUUUGAAUACAGCUCACGAGAGAGUUAAAGCACUAAAAGAACAAAGGGAUGCAGGAAAAGAUGAUCCCACACUAAUUAAAAACUUAAGGAAAGAGCAAAGCACAUUACGUCUUCUACAAUCGGAACUGGGUGUUGAAGAAGUUAUAAAGAAUAGAACAUCCCAGGUUUAUUAUGAAAGGUGCAGAAGAUUUUAUAAACCAGAGAAUGAAUCAUCAUGAAAUAAACUUUUGAUGGUUGAGGAUUUACUGAGUAGUUUGUGGAAAAACUGCCUUGCCAAGACAGCACAGUAAAAUAUAGUAUGCCUCUGUAACAAUAAAAUUGAUAAUCAAGCUAGUAAUAUUUUAUCAUGAUCAGAUCAUCACUUAUAAAUCACUGCAUUUAUUUCUAUCUUCUUUUUACAAUGAAAAAAUGGUGAAUAUUACUAACUUGAUGAUGUAUGCCUUUCAUAUAAUAGAAUAUAUUGUAAAUAUGAUACCAAACUUUAUACAAAAUAUAUAGGCAUGCAUAGUCAAUGAUUUUAAUGCAUCUCCUUUACUCAAGAGGAAAGAUAGUACUGAUGCACAAUGUAUAUAUAUAUAUAUAUAUUUGAUUUAUUAAAAAAAUAUUAAAGAUA
Molecule: messenger RNA, 942 nt
Organism: Nasonia vitripennis (jewel wasp)
Lineage: Eukaryota; Metazoa; Arthropoda; Insecta; Hymenoptera; Pteromalidae
Gene: Ccdc58
Product: coiled-coil domain-containing protein 58
Exons: 2
Coding region: 56-547 (163 amino acids)
Cellular component (GO): mitochondrial intermembrane space; mitochondrion
Source: RefSeq, a predicted model, not a curated record